Molecule: messenger RNA, 6954 nt
Organism: Nerophis lumbriciformis (worm pipefish)
Lineage: Eukaryota; Metazoa; Chordata; Actinopteri; Syngnathiformes; Syngnathidae
Gene: lingo2b
Product: leucine rich repeat and Ig domain containing 2b
Cellular component (GO): plasma membrane
Molecular function (GO): protein binding
Source: RefSeq, a predicted model, not a curated record
CAGAGAGACUUUUAAAACUGAAGAAAGAUAAGGAAGACUUCUAUAAACAAGUUAUCGAUGCAAGUAAAGCACUGUGCUGAUGCCUUGCUAAACCUGGAACAACCUCCAGGAGGGAUGAGCUGCCGGGCAACUGGAAAGAAGACCACAAAAAAAUCUAAGAGAUAAAUUGUGAGUGCAAGGAGACCAACUCAGGCAGGAGAUUGUGGUCACUGUCUAUGCAUGUGUGUGUGAGUGUGUGCGCCUUGGACUCCCACUCAGUGAUGUAAAGGUGGAUACUGGCAUGUGGAGGAGCAGGCAUAAAGAGCUGGAUCGUGAUGGUGUUCUGGAUGCAUAGAACCGUGCGAUGACAGUGGGCAACGUGGGUAAAAGAGUCAUGCGACACCCGGCCCCGCGCUACCACCUCUUCCUGGGUGGGGCCAUACUUCUGCUCUUGGCCAGCUCUACAAUGAGCUGUCCCGCCCGAUGCGAGUGCUCUGCCCAGACUAAGUCGGUGAGCUGCCACCGCAGGCGUCUGAGCACCAUCCCCGAAGGCAUUCCAAUCGAGACUCGAGUCCUGGAUCUCAGCAAGAACAAGUUACGCAUCAUCACACCAGACAAUUUCUCUUCAUUCCAGCAGCUAGAGGACCUGGAUCUCAGCGACAACCUCAUCAGUGUGGUGGAAAUCGGAUCGUUCCGUUGCCAACUCGCUCUCCGCUCAUUGAACUUCCGCAGUAACAUGCUUCAGCUCGUUCCUGCGGGUGUGUUGUCAGGCUUGACCAACCUCACCCGGCUUGACCUCAGCCACAACAGACUGGUGGUUCUACUGGACCACGCCUUUCAAGAUCUGCGCAAGUUAGCAUCGCUUGAAGUGGGUGACAAUGAACUUGUUUUCAUCUCUCAGAGGGCCUUCUUGGGAUUAACUGGACUUCUGAGUCUGACCCUGGAACGUUCCAAUCUCACAGUGGUCCCAACUGAUGCUCUAUCACACUUACACAACUUAGUGGAACUAACUAUGCGGCACUUAAGUGUCAGUUUUCUGAAGCCUUUCUCCUUCAAGAGGCUAUCACACCUCCGCCAACUCGAGAUUGAUUACUGGCCUUGGCUGGAAACUCUACCCCCUCUCUCGUUGCAUGGCCUCAACCUCACAACCUUAUUCAUAACUAACACUAAUCUUUCUGCCUUCCCCGGCGCAGCCUUGCGCCACCUGCCCUACCUCACACAUCUCAACUUGUCUUUCUGCCGCAUUCAGCAUAUCCAUCAAGGAGAGCUAGGCCACCUCCCGCAUUUGAUGGAGCUGCGUCUCCAAGGGGCUCAGCUUGUUUCUAUUGAGCCCUUUGCAUUUACUAGCCUGAAAUCUUUGAAACUAUUGGAUGUGUCACAAAACCGCCUGGACUCUCUGGAGAGGGGGGUGUUUGCAUCACCAGACAGCCUCCAGAGGCUUUGUCUGGGUGGAAACCCAUUGGUGUGUGACUGCAGAUUGCUUUGGUUGCUGAAUAGCUACAGGCCCCCUUCCCUGCAUAUUCUUGACCUCCAGCCUGAGUGCAGCGCCCCUGAGCACCUUUUGGGAAAAACUCUGCGUGAGCUCAAGGAACCACUGGUCUCCAGGUACAUGACCUGCACCAAGCCUCAAAUCGGACCAAACACAACACAGCUGCUGAUGGCUGAUGAGGGUCAACCAGCCCGCUUGAGCUGCACGGCGGAGGGAGCGCCGCGGCCAUCAGUGGUCUGGAUUACGCCUCACAGACGCUACGUCACAAGCAAGAGCAGCGGCAGGGUGGAAGUCCAACCAGAUGGCACCCUGGAAAUCAAGGCGGCAGAACUGCAUGACAGCGGGGUGUACUUGUGUGUAGCGAGUAACCCUGCUGGCAAUGCCAGCUUGUCUGCCUCUUUAGCUGUGAAGAGUCUGGGCAUUGGGGACAGAUCUCACAAUAGCAACAGGAGCUCAAAUUAUUUGACAGAAUCAAACAACACUUGGGGGAACGGCACCGUGUUAUACAACAUGACAGUCCCCUUAGACAUUAAGACUAUCAUUAUAUCCACAGCCAUGGGCUGCCUGUCUUUCCUAGGUGUGGUCAUCUUCUGCUUCCUGCUUCUGUUUGCCUGGAGCCGAGGGAAAGGACGCCACAAGAGCAACUUUGACAUCGAGUAUGUCCCGCGCAAAUCAAACGGGGCCUCAAAUGAAGUGACAGAAACAAGCGGCCCUCGGCGAGUCAAUAUGAAAAUGAUUUGAAUGUGACCCACACACGACGACAACACCAUGCACACAUAUCAGCUGACAAAUUGUUUUAUAUGACACAGUGGAUUUGUGACAAAUGAAAGUGAUGUAUUAAUAUAGUGGCCGUCAAUGAAGGUGAUCUUGUGAUCAUGUGACUAUCAAAGUGAAACCGUGAACGUGUUUAUGAAAUACUGUCCUCAUACAUCGCAUUGAAUAUAAUUCUAUAACCAACAUAUCAAUAUGGGAGUGAUAUAGUGCUGCACUCGGCAUGUGUAUCAGUGGUGAUGUGAUGAGUAAUGAUGUUGUCGACUCGCUGUGACAUCAAAGUGUAGGACAGAGCUACUGGGGGUAACGGAAGAUAUUCAGUGCGCGGCGAUAGCUAUCAUCACUGCAAUAUGUCAGGACUAAAUUGUCUAAUACCCAUCUGAGCUGCAGUGUGAAAGGUGUGUGUUGUGUUUGCGUGCACCAGUGUGCGCAUGUUGCAUAUGUGUCUUUCUUUGUGCAUGUGCACGCAUUGCCUUUCUUAUCAUAUGAAAAUGAUGGUCUAAGCAUUUUUCCAGGCCUCUGUUCUUGUUGGAGACAGUUUUGUCAUAGGUGAUCAUAUACAGCAUCUUUGUAUGCAAAAUCACACUUGUUAAAUACUAAAAGUUGGGGUGUAACGGUACGCUGUGGUCACGGUUUUUAUAAGGUCACCGCUAUGCUAAAAGAACAAAAUGCAAAACAUAAAACUUGUGAACAACUUUAAAGAUUUUCAAAAUGAAAUGAAAAAAUGUGAACUCCUGACGGAUAAAUUAUUAUUUUUUUACCAAAAUGGUGUGUGUCUUGACUACAAGGACAACAAAGUCUUAAGAAGAACAUAGUGAACCAGGAUUUCAUCAGUUGGUCGACUUAAUGGGACCGAUUUAAGCGAGUUUGACCAUACCAAAUAAUACAUGUCGUUAAGAAUGUCUUAAUUCAGUUUUUAGACUAUGCAUAGGAGGUGAUCCCUGGGCUCGGGGUCUUUCUGUGUGGAGUUUGCAUGUUCUCCCCGUGACUGCGUGGGUUCUCUCCGGGUACUCCGGCUUCCUCCCACCUCCAAAGAUAUGCACCUGGAGAUAGGUUGAUUGGUAACACUAAAUUGGCCCUAGUGUGUGAAUGUGAGUGUGAAUGUUGUCUGUCUAUCUGUGUUGGCCCUGUGAUUAGGUGGCGACUUGUCCAGGGUGUACCCCGCCUUCCGCCCAAAUGCAGCUGGGAUAGGCUCCAGCUACCCCCGCGACUCUGAAAGGGACAAGCGAUAAAAAAUGGAUGAAUGGAUGAACUAUGCAUAGGGCUAAUGCAAACCAAACUUUGGUCUGAAAAUGCCCCCCAGACCACACUUUGAACACCUUUGGUUUACAUUUUUUAUUAAGGACAGUGUAAAAAUGCAGACAAAUCAUUAUUAUUUGACCUAUGAUUAUUACACUUUGGAAUUUUGAUCAAUCACAAUUAAUCCCAGUAAAUUACUUGCUUGCAUAAAUUAAAUUAAUUUACAAAAAUGCAAUGUUAUUGUCAGAAUGUCAUACAGGAACAUUUUUAAAUGUUUGACUUGAAUACUCUUAAAGGGGCUGUUUGCAAUUUGCUCACAGUUACAUUUGUCAAACCGAAAAAUAUAACAAGAACAUCAUUGGCUAGCUUAUGUUACCAUUAGUGGUUAAUAAGAUAACACAUUUGCUUUAAUACCGUCUAUAAUUUUUACAAUUACUAAGUUUAUGUAAUACAAAUGUUUGCUGGCCUGAAAACAGAAGAUUGGUAUUUAUGGAGGUCACUCACCCUGUCUCGUCCACAAGUACGCACAGGUAGGUCAUUUUAUUCUUAUGAUUGAAUAUACAUUCAAUAAUUCGAAAUCGAUUUUAUUAGCUAAAAACACCCAAAGCUAAUGCGCAUGCACGUGUUAUGUACCAACAUGGUUACGUCAUGACAUCCUCGAAGCCGUAAAUGGGUGGGAUACAGUAUAAGGCUUAAAAUGCAGUGGAAAGUUAGCGCCAUCUGUGUAAUUUAAGUUUUAAGUUAUUUCCUCAAAACUUUUUAACGGUAUUAUUUGAAAUUCCGUUGAGGUGUAUUUUGAAGCGAAAUUUGCAAUCAUUCAGUCUCCUCACUUAUUGCACUGCCGUAUGUGAUCACUGACCGUAUAGCAACUGGCGCCGCCUUUCAGGUAACCAUACGCGGUUCAGGUAAAGGAGCAUAAGCGGAUAAAUUAAUCUGUGUUUAUCGUAGAUUAAUGCAAACAUUUUUUGUGAUUAAUAAUAUAAUUUAACACGCUAACUUUGAUAGCCCAAUUGUUUUGUUUCUUAUUUUGUAUAUAUUGAUAAAAUAUGUAAAUUGAAGCCAGAAAGUGGAAAUUUUCACAAACUGCAAGCUUUAACCAAGAUGGUUUUCAAACUCGAUUUUCUCCUUUGCACCAUGCCUAGCCAUGACUCCAGCUAGCCAAAGGCUGGGCUGCACUGUAUUUGUUUACAGAGUGGACACGUAACGGCGAGGCACGCUUCAUGUCCCUCACUUUUAAUGUGUGACAUGUGGAAAAUCGCUUCUGUACCGAACCCAAGGUAUCAUCCCAAACAUUGAGAUUACAAAUACAAGUACCGUUACACCUCUACUAACGAGAAAUGCUGCAUACAUUUAGAAAUAGUUCUCUUCGCAGAAUGAGUCUAACAUAUGUGAAAACAACUGAACUCAAGGAAAGAUUACGGCUUACUUUCAUGUGAGGUGUUCGCUUUGUCUUGACCAAAGAGUUACCUUUUCAAGACAGGACAGAGAAAUAACAACACUUUUCAGAGGCGUUAGCACAGGAGCAAAGCUUGCAGCAAUAGAAACGGCAUGUUAAAGGUGUUUUAUAACACAAUAAAUCACAGCAGUUUUUGUUGCCAGAGAAAAUCCCUUGAUAUGAAAUAAAAGACUGUGCGGCCAGACACAAUGUCAAAGAUUUACUGGAUUGUGCCCUCUUUGGCACAAGACAAAGUUAAGCCUCACAGAUUUAUAGCUUAAAUUUCCCCACAUUUUUUGUUUGUUUGUUUAAUCGCACCUCUUCAAUUCCUUCCCGCCGCACGAACGGGCUCUGGCUAUUUAAAUAAGUGUCAAUUUCAAACUUAUAGUGAGAUAUCUUGUAUUGUUAUGUUGAUUUGUUUGCAAAUAUUUCAGUGUCUGGGGUGGGGCGGGUGAUUUGUAUGGCAGGGAUGAACGGGUUUAUUUGUGUGAUUCUGUUGUGAUUAAAAAAAAAAAUUCAAGGUUGUAUAAUUGUUUUCAUAGGACAAAUUUAUGGGUUAUUUUCAAAAGAAAAUAAAUAUCAAACAUAUACCCUUAAAACUGGCAUUGUAUUUGAAAUGAUGCUUUAUGUAAGGGUCGGCCGGACAAUGUGGCUGGGCUAUGUGUACAUUUAGUGCAGGGGUGCCCAUUACGUCGAUCGCGAGCUACCGGUCGAUCGCGGAGGGUGUGUCAGUCAAUCGCCAGCCAGGUAUUAAGAAAUAGACCUAAAAAUUAGCGAUCAUCAAUCUUCACUAUGACGUCACUUUGGUCACUUGGUUGACAUUCACGGCACCCGAGUGUCUUGUGAGAUGACGCUCGUUGCAGCAAGAUCAUUAUUAAGAAAAAAUGACCGACAGGAGGGCAACAAAAUAAGAGUCUCGAGAAGCUAGCGCGCACAAGUUAGCAAGCUACGGAGUUUGUCGCCAUUGUAUUUCUUGUAAAGUGUAUACAAAGGAGUAUGGAAGCUGGACAAAUAAGAUGCCAAAACCAACCACUUUCAUGUCGUAUUGGACAGACAGAAGGACUUUUUUUCACCUCCAUUUGAAAAUGCGGACGUUAUCAAUACAAGUCAUCAGAAUCAGGUAAUACACCAACUUAUACUCUUGUCUUCAUGAAAGAAAGGAAUCUAUAUGUGUUAAACAUGCUUGUAUUAUCAUUAAACACCUUUAACUUGCUAACAAAAACUUAUUUUUCAUAAAUAAAUAAAUAUAAAUUAUAUAUAUGAAUGACGUAGAUCCCCUCGAUUUGGUCAAUAGAAAAGUAGCUUGCAUGCAGAAAAAGUGUGGGCACCCCUGGUUUAGAGCAAUGGCUGGCUUAGAACACUCGUCUCUUAUGCCGGAGAACCCAGGUUUGAGUCCCUGGUGAAACAGAAGCAGUAACUAAACCAAGUGUGUUAGUAUUAGUUCUAUUAGUAACAUACAUUUCAAGCUGUACUUUGUGUAUUGAAUUGGUUCAUAUUAAUAGUAUAUUUGAUAGGAGUGGGCGAAUUUUGGUAUUACCAAUAUUGAUAUAUUUCUUAUUUGCCUACUGUACAUACAGUAGUGCCUCAACUUACGAGCUUAAUUGGUUCUGUGACUGAGUGUUUCAAAUAAAGUUGUCCAUUGAACACGAUUGAAAUCAAUUUAAUUGGUGCUUGGUCCCACCAAAACAACACAAUUCGACAUGUAACGUGCCUUAAAAAACUUUUAGAUAGGAAAUAUUGUACAAAAACAAUACAAAAGAAUCUACUACUAACAAUUACAGUAAUUGUAUUGAGUAAUUAACAAUAAUGUACAGCAUUUACCUUGGCGAGUGUGCCUCUAUUCCACUGCUUCUUCAUCAAAAACACCAUACGCAACUUUUCCAUAUUUUCAGCAAUUUCCUUCAUCGCCACUGUCUUCCUCCCACGCUUGGAAAAAAAUAUGAUGUCCAUCUUUAGCUACUGUAUAUGCUAAUGCUAGCAAGUAAGACGAGAUGUUUUGGUCGGAUCUUACGGGUUUCAAUGUGACAUUUGCUUUGCCAAA